CAGAGCACAAAGCCUCGAACGCUGUAAACGAAACCAGUCGCGGCACAGCAAGAAUCAUGUCUGCACUGACACUCAGCUUGAGCAUCGUACUAUGUUUCGUUCUCGUUGUGAACAUAGAAUGUGCUGUGAUAAAAAUGCAAGAGAUACCCUUAAAUAAGGAUGUCGUCAUGAAAAUAGUGGUUAAAGAAGACAGCCAAGGCGACUCCGUUGCCAUGAUCAAAAUCUCAACAGAUCAUAAGAAAGCGAAUGACAAAGAACUAUUGCCUAAGAUUCACGAGAAAUCCUUGAUGCCGGCAAGUGAUUUUGUUCCUGCUUUGAAUGACAGACACGGGAUCGUUAAUGGCAAUUGUCCUUUCGGUAAGGUCAGACGAGGACCGAUUUGUACAUACUCGGUCGCUGAUACGGAGCACAAAGCCUCGAACGCUGUAAACGAAACCAGUCGCGGCACAGCAAGAAUCAUGUCUGCACUGACACUCAGCUUGAGCAUCGUACUAUGUCUAGUUCUCGUUGUGAACAUAGAAUGUGCUGUGAUAAAAAUGCAAGAGAUACGAUUAAAUAAGGAUGUCGUCAUGAAAAUAGUGGUAAAAGAAGACAGCGAUGGUGACUUAGCCAUGAUUAAAAUCUCAACGGAUCACAAGAAAACGGAAGAUAAACCAGUGCCUAAGCUUGAGAAAUUUGUGAUGCCAGCCAGCGAUGUUGUGCCUGUUUUGGGUACCAGGCUCGGCAUUUUAAAUGGAAACUGUCCUCUAGGUAAAGUUAGACGUGGACCGAUUUGUACAUAAAAUGAGAGAAAUAUAUCCAAAACAAAACUUUUGGGAAGUUGAAGGAACAAGGAAGUUGUUCGUCGGAGCUGUGAUGUACCUAAGUAAUUACUAAUUGUUA
Molecule: messenger RNA, 882 nt
Organism: Vanessa tameamea
Lineage: Eukaryota; Metazoa; Arthropoda; Insecta; Lepidoptera; Nymphalidae
Exons: 2
Coding region: 57-782 (241 amino acids)
Source: RefSeq, a predicted model, not a curated record